AAUUUAGUUUGAAGUUUAAAAUGGGUAAUUUCAGACAGAAGUUACGAUUGGCUGGAUGCCCAGAGCUCAAGAUAAACUUGCGCUCUCCAGGUACACCUGGGAAAGGAAAACUUAAGAGGGCCAGAAAAUCAGAAGUAAAUUUCCUGCCAGACCUCCCUGAGGGAAAAACACAACGUUCCCUCGAAGACGAAAGAACGGAGAUGGUCACCGAAAUGAAGAAGAAGAAAAUUGAUGGGCAGAAAAGAAAAGAAAUGAUGACCAGCACCUUUUCUUUACGGAGAAAACAAAUUGUGGAGGAUGAGCCACCUGUGGCCGACGUGAGAGCAAGAUGGCCAGCACUGUUCUCUGAACGUCAGAUUGAAGCAGAGUUUGCUCGCCUUACGUCUGUUGACCUGAAAGGCUCCCUCUUCGCUGGCCUGGACAAGUAUCUGCUGAGGUUUCUUGAGGUGUACAGAGCCAGGAGUGGGCUGGUGGAGCUGAACAGCCUUUUGAGUACUCUGGAUAAUGACAGUUCCAAUCAAAGGCAAAGGGCAGUUGUUUUGAUGGGGCUCCCCUACUAUCUAAAAGAUGUGGCCAAACUUUACAAGAAAGUACAGGUCACAGAUGCAGAGGAGGACUGGACAAAGGGGAUGGCAGUCGGUAUCCUUAUGGUGGAACAGAAUGAUCGGGUCGGUUUCGCAGUGGUCCUCGAGGAAGAAAUCAUCUUUCCAAGCAUCAGUGAUUUUCCAACUGCUGUGGCACUGCUAAUGGGUCUGCUCUUUGCCCUCAACAUAGACUACCCCAGAGACCUCAAGUACACUUUUGAGGUGAUUCAGAAGGUGCUAAUGGACAUUGGUGGAGGGCAAUGCUCUGCAUUAGUUCAUGGGUUAAAAAAACCGACUUUUGAGAAAGAAAAAGUAAGCUUAAAAGCUGCUUUUUACAUUGUUGUUAGUUUUGAUGCAUUUUUUCUAAAUGCACAUUGUUCCGUUUACGUUUUACACUAUUUGUAA
Molecule: messenger RNA, 989 nt
Organism: Gadus macrocephalus (Pacific cod)
Lineage: Eukaryota; Metazoa; Chordata; Actinopteri; Gadiformes; Gadidae
Exons: 4
Coding region: 21-989 (322 amino acids)
Source: RefSeq, a predicted model, not a curated record